This is a messenger RNA of Otolemur garnettii (small-eared galago), 1028 nucleotides long. RefSeq names its product heme binding protein 1 (gene HEBP1). The transcript has 4 exons. The coding region runs from base 44 to 613 and encodes 189 amino acids. The record is from RefSeq and is a predicted model, not a curated record. NCBI's taxonomy places the organism in Eukaryota, Metazoa, Chordata, Mammalia, Primates, Galagidae.
GCCCGCCCCGCCGCCAGUGCGCCUGGAGUGCGACGGCGACAACAUGUUAGGCGUGAUCAAGAACUCGCUGUUCGGGAGCGUAGAGACGUGGCCUUGGCAGGUCCUGAGUAAAGGGGGCAAGGAGGAAGUCUCCUAUGAGGAAAGGGCCUGUGAAGGAGGGAAGUUUGCAACGGUGGAAGUGAGUGACAAGCCCGUGGAUGAGGCUCUACGGGAAGCAAUGCCCAAAGUCGUAAAGUAUGUGGGGGGCACCAAUGACAAGGGGAUUGGGAUGGGGAUGACAGUCCCUAUUUCCUUUGCUGUGUUCCCCAGUGAGGAUGGCUCCCUGCAGAAGAAAUUAAAAGUCUGGUUCCGGAUUCCAAACGAAUAUCAAAGUGACCCGCCAGUUCCCAGUGACCAAAGCGUCAAGAUUGAGGAGCGGGAAGGCAUCACUGUCUAUUCCAUGCAGUUUGGGGGUUAUGCCAAGGAAGCAGACUACGUGGCUCACGCCGCCCAGCUGCGCGCUGCCCUGGAGGGCACGGCUACCUACCAGAAGGACAUCUACUUCUGCACAGGGUACGACCCUCCCAUGAAGCCCUUCGGACGGCGCAACGAGGUCUGGCUGUUGAAGCUGUGAUGCGCCAAGCCAAGAGCUCCCUGCCUCCGUGUCCCGUUCUCAGGGGGCCGGAGAGGAGAGUGCUUUGGAUUCCAACAGCAAUUCCGACCUGACCGACUUCCCUUCAAAGCCAUCUCCUGCCAGUUUUCUGAAACAAGCAUGUUCUGUGUAUUGCGGUUCUUCUCGCGGUGGGAAGUAAUAUGGCCAAGACAGGCAGCAUCCCUCUCGUUGAUGUAGAAAAUUCUGUGGUAGGCCAGAAAAACCUUGGCAGCAUUUUCCCAGCCAUCUGGGUCACUAAAACCUGGUUUUUAAAAAAUUUUGAGAAUGUAUUUUUGUUAUUGAGGGAUAAAUGUGAUUCAUGCAUGAUCUUUUGUGAUUCUUAUAAGCGCUUUGUCUAAAAAGAAAACAAAUAAAAAUCUUACACAGCUGAGACAAA